Diversispora eburnea is the source of this 744-nucleotide messenger RNA. The record is from the annotation of a GenBank genome assembly. NCBI's taxonomy places the organism in Eukaryota, Fungi, Glomeromycota, Glomeromycetes, Diversisporales, Diversisporaceae.
AUGUCUCUUUCUAUUAACUAUCGAAAUACUGUAAACAUAGUAAAAGUCCCAUUUCCCCCAACCAUUAGUGUAGAUGAAAUCGUAAAAAUUCAUUUAAAAAAUGGUAUUAAGAAUGUUAAUCAAACUCUAAAUGCAUUCAUGAUUUAUCGAAAAGAAUAUAAUCGCGUAGUUGCAAAGUUGAAUCUUUCAAGUAAAGAUGUAUCCAAAUUUGCUAAAACUUCAUGGAAAAAUGAACCAGAUAAUGUCAAAGACCAUUACCAGCAGAUAGCAAAAAAUGUAAAAAAAUGGUUCAAAGAAAAGGUUCCUUCUCUUUGUUUUAUCAAUAGCAAUCAAGUAGAUAGUACAAAUGAUAAUCACGUCCCGUUAGGUACAGUUAAUCCUUCACUUCUUAAUAUGAAUCAAAACUAUCCUCCACAGAAUCUAAAAUUUCUAAAUGAUCCUCCACAAAACUUUCUAAUUUCUACCUAUUUUAAUCUACCAUCUUCAAACGCGGACCAAAACGCUUACAAUCCACUUCUUAAUAUGGAACAAAACUAUCUAAAUUCCACCCAUUUUAAUCUUCCAUCUUCAAAUACGGACCAUCCAUUUCUUAAUAUAGAACAAAACUCUCGACCAAUCUUAUAUGACAAUUUUAAAAAUGAUCUUAAUGCAUAUCUGACUAUGGAUGAGGAGGAAUUUAUGAAUCAUCUUUCUGAAGAUGUGGCAUUAACUUAUAAGGAAAUUAUUCAAUCGUUACCAGUUUAA